Pseudopodoces humilis (Tibetan ground-tit) is the source of this 4882-nucleotide messenger RNA. It is a transcript of the gene ZBTB10, whose product is annotated as zinc finger and BTB domain containing 10. The record is from RefSeq and is a predicted model, not a curated record. Gene Ontology annotation, biological process: regulation of transcription by RNA polymerase II. Gene Ontology annotation, molecular function: RNA polymerase II cis-regulatory region sequence-specific DNA binding; DNA-binding transcription factor activity, RNA polymerase II-specific; protein binding. Lineage: Eukaryota; Metazoa; Chordata; Aves; Passeriformes; Paridae.
AUGUUCGCGGAGAUAAACCGGCGGACGCUCGCGUUCCGCGGCGGCGGCCUUGUCACCCCCGCGGCGGCCGCCUCGGCGGCGGGGACCGAGGCCUGGGAGCGGCAAGACCCCGAGGCGCUGAACGGGCGCGGGGCGGACGAGGAGGCGGAGCUGGAGGGGCUGGAGGCCGAAGAGCUGGAGGCCACCGCCGCCGAGGAGAAGGAGCUGCUGCUGCCCCAGGACGCGGCGUCGCCCCCCGCCGCCUCCGGCCCCAUGUUCGCUGAGAGGAACCGCCGGACUCUGGCCUUCCGCGGCGGCGGGGGGCUCCUGGCCGCCCACCCCGCCGCCAACAAUGGCUGCGAGGCCGCGGCCUGGCCGCGGAAGCACUUCAAUGGGCGGGGGGCGGACGAGGAGAUGGAGCUGGAGGGCGCGGAGGGACUGGAGACGGAGGGGCUGCUGGAGGGCAAGGAACUGGUCCAGGACGGGGGUUCGCUGAGUGACAGCAGCGACGACGAGGAGGACGGCGAAGGGGGCAGCCUGGGCGACGGCAGCGGCGCCGAGGGCGGCAGCUGCAGCAGCAGCCGGCGGUCGGGGGGCGAUGGCGGGGAUGAGGCGGAGGGCAGCGGCGAGGGGGAGAGCAUCCGGCACUUCCCGCUGGCCAGGCCCAAGUCCCUGCUGCAGAAGCUGCACAUCUCCUUCCAGGGCUCCUGGCUCAAGGAGUUCCCAUGGCUCUACUACUGCCAGGAGACCGGCCUUAUGUCCUGCGCCUGGUGCACCGCGGCCGCCGCCGCUGCUGCGCCCCCCGAGCUGAUCAUGUCCGGCGCGCCCCUGCCCGGGGGGCACGAUGAGCUCUGCAAGGGCACCCGCAACUACAAGCGCACCCUGCUCCUGCGGCACCACCUCUCCGCCGAGCAUCGCCUCAACGAGCCCGGCAGCGCCGAGCAGGAGGCAGAGUUACCAUCAGAACUGAAUAAUGAAGGAUACUGUGAUUUUAACAGCAGGCCAAAUGAAAACUCUUACUGCUAUCAGCUCCUGCAAGAGCUCAACGAGCAGAGAAAGAAAGGCAUUCUUUGUGAUGUUAAUAUUGUGGUGAGUGGGAGGGUCUUCAGAGCUCACAAGAACAUCCUGGUUGCAGGCAGCCGCUUCUUUAAGACUCUGUAUUGCUUUACAAACAAAGAAAGCCGUAACCAAACCACUGUUACCUAUUUAGACGUUGUUGCUGUUCAAGGUUUUUCUGUCAUCUUGGACUUCUUAUAUUCUGGUAACCUCGUGCUUACGAGCCAAAACGCCAUUGAAGUGAUGUCGGUGGCCAGCUACCUUCAGAUGACGGAGGUUGUCCAGUCCUGCCGCAACUUCAUUAAAGAUGCCUUAAACAUAAGUAUAAAAUCGGAAGCUCCAGAGACUGUUGUAGUGGAUUACAACAGAAGAUCUGUUAGCAGGGAUGGUUUAUCUCCAAGGGAUCAAAAAGUUGCCAGCUUCUGGGCAACACGAAACCUUACCAAUCUGGCAAGUAGCAUAAAAACUGAGAAUGAUCCCUACCCUAUUGAUGAGGGCCAAAUGGAAAGCUACCAAAUGAAUGACUGCAGUUGGGUCCAGGACAGCUCACCUGAAAUUGCUGAAAAUGAAUCUCAAGGUGAGGGAAAAGUUUUCGUGUGGAACGACAUGGGUGCACAGGGACAAUCUGUUCAAGAACCUGGAAAAGCAAGAAGGAAAAACCAAACUGCAAAGAGAUUUAUUUAUAAUAUACCACCUAAUACUGAAGAGAACUCUGAAGAUUGCUCAGUGUUGCAACCGUCAGUCCCAUAUCCAGAAGAAGAUUUAUCAUUUAUUAAAGAAGAAGCAGCUACUUCAAGUGACUUCAAGUAUGGACUGUUGCCGGGUACUUCAAAUGACUUCAAGUAUGGAUUGCUACCGGGUACUUCAAGUGACUUCAAGUAUGGGCUGCUACCGGGUACUUCAAGUGAUUUCAAGUAUGGAUUGCUGCCAGAAUCUUGGCCAAAAGAAGCUUGGGAAAAUGGUGAUUCCUCUGCUUUAAUCAUGAACAAGUUGAAGUGUCCACACUGUAAUUAUGUAGCCAAAUACAGAAGAACACUAAAGAGACACUUGCUCAUUCACACAGGCGUGAGAUCUUUCAGUUGUGACAUCUGUGGGAAGCUGUUUACACGAAGAGAACACGUAAAGAGACAUUCCUUGGUGCAUAAAAAGGAUAAAAAGUAUAAGUGUAUGGUGUGUAAGAAGAUUUUCAUGCUAGCAGCCAGCGUUGGAAUAAGACAUGGAUCACGACGUUAUGGAGUUUGCGUAGACUGUGCAGAUAAAUCUCAGCCUGGAGGGCAAGAGGGAGCAGACCAGGUGCAGGACACAGAUUUCCCUAGGGAUGAAGAAUACGAAGAAAAUGAAGUGGGAGAAGGCGAUGAGGAGCUUGGUGAUGAUGUAGAAGAACAGAAUGACCAGUCUCGAUGGGAUGAAGGCGGGGAAGUUUGUAUGCCUUUAGAUGACUGACAGAGCAUAUGACUUCAGGGUGCUGCAAAUGGACACUUACGGAUUGACUGUUUGAAUUUCUGGACUGAAGGCUUGCGAAUUAUGGUACAGGCUGGAUGGUAGUUAUGUUGCUGUGAAAAUGUAGGGUCAAAGCCUUAUAGCAAAAAAGGAUUAUUAAUUUUUUUAUGAUAUUUGCACAGGACUGUACAGCAUACAACCGUUUGGUUGAAUUAUACAGAGUCCUCACAUCUACAGUCAGUUAUCAAAAGAAAAAUGUAUUUUUUAUUAUUUAUAGGCUAUAGCUACUUGGGUCCUAUUCAGACAUAGUAGUAACUGUAAUUAUGUUACACAUUCAUGUAUCUGUUAACAUGAAUGAAGAAAAUUGCAACUCAGUAUGGAAAUACCAAGACAGCUUUCCCAAAUCCACUAGUACUUUUGUCAGUGAGUCAGUGAAGCUAAUUUGAGCUAGUGGCUCAUUUUCCACAAGCAUGUCUUUGCCGUACAAACCUUACCUCUCCUGAAAUCUGAUAGGUGAAAGCCAAUCAUUUAAAUAUGCGUCAUAGAUAUUGCCAACACCGUAUUGAAAUUUGGGUUGAAAACUUUUGGCUCUGUGCUGGCAGGUGCUAUGGGUGAUAAGCACUGGAGAAGUUGAUAAUGGCAUUAAUUUAGUGUCUGUUUUUAAAGAAGGUUGUUGUUGAUUCAUCAGUUUCAAAACGAUAAUGCAGAAGAAAUGACCAGUAAUGAAAAUAAUAGACUGAUCAAAGCAUGGUUAGCUCUUGUGCCACUUAGUCAAAAGAGACAGUCAUGCUGAAAAAUAUCUGAUGUAAUAAUGUUUCUUCCCUCUUCUAAGGCUCCCCUUCUCUCAAAUUUUUUUGGUUUCCCUGGUGUAUACCUCAGUCCCACAGAAUAAAAAUAAAAGGAAUGGAGAAAGUGUCAUAUUAAAACAACUUUUUGGUCAAUAAUUUCUUACUUGUCUGUUUUUUGGCUAGUUUAUGUGAUGUGAAUUGGACACUAGGCUGUUGUGCCCAUUGUUCAUCAUUGAACACAAACUAUUUUUUAUUCUUUUGUACUUCAUGGGUUGUUGUUAGUAUUUAAUGUAAACAAACUACAUUUAACUUGCUCAUUUGCUGGAAUUUUUUUUUUAAGAAAAACAAAAAGUCCAAAGCAAACUAAUGCUCUUUGAGCUGUCUACUUUUCAGGAAGAUAUGCUCCCUGUGCUCUUCGUUUCAGAUUUUCUAGGAGGCAUUGAAACUUGAAUUUUUGUAGCCAUGUAGUUCUCUUUUUUUUUUUCCUAAGUUUGUAAUAUUGUACCAAUGAUUUCAGGCCCCUUUCUUAGGGAGGGGAGGGCAUUACACCUUCACCUUAAACUCCUUUGUGUUGUCUAGCCUAAGGCAAGUGAAUUCAGGCAAUCAUUGGAACAAUACGUCUGAUGUACUAUUAUGUCACAGUGAGUAAAUAUGCAGAGCAUUUGUCAUGACACAUAGCUAGGCCAGUGUGACAGUACUGUAUAAAAAACAAUUGAGGGUCACCAUAUUUUCCAACUUCGUUUAUUUUUAAAAUGAGUAUAUUUUUUCCUAUUUUAUGUCAGGUAACUAAAUUAUGGUAGUUGUGUGGAUAACUUUGAAUUAUGCUUUGAUGGACAAAAUCUUGCUGGUGCUCCAUCUGAUCAAAGUUGGUAUGUAUUUAAAGAGACAAACUUUACUGUUGUCCAUAGAACAAUAGCAUAAUGUUAAGACGUUGUUUUUGCUGAUUGAAACUGAGAUAUGAUGAGUUUGAACUACGGUUAUAUGGGAAUUAAAAUGCUUUUUUUUAUCAUCCACUUGUUUCAUUGGUAGUUUCCACAUCAUUGUAAACCUGACAUGAAUAGUUUUUUUGGGGAGGGUUGGGAGGGUGGGGUACCUUUUUUUACACUGAAGAUUACAUUUUAUUCUCAUUGUUCUAGACUGAAAUGAGUCAUGUGUAAUUCUGGUGGGGUCCAAAGUAGAAAUUAGUUGGGCAAAGAUGAUAAGAAUGAAAAGUAUUUUAAACGUUGAAGUAAUGUUCUGCUUUGUGAAUAUGUAAGUAUAGCAUAAAGAUUUUUCCAUCCCAUUUAUCCCUUUUAAAACCAUAGUUUACAAUUGGUAGAUCUGUCUAUAUAUAAAAAUAUAUAUAUAUAUCUGAAAUUCACCUAAAUCUGCUUUAUUAGAAUACUGCUCACUUAAUGCUUAGAAACUGGACCUGGCUCUACAUUCUUAAUGUAUUUUCCUUUUUUUUUUUUUCCUCUCGUUUUGUUGGGAUUUUUUUCUUCAAGGUAUGAACUUAUUCUCUUGGAACUGAAUCUUCUUUUACUACUUAAAUCAUUUAUGUAUAUCUGGUAAAUUAUGACCAAAUUUGUUGUUAGACUGCAUUACAGUAAAUUGAAAUAUACACUUGGUACACUACAGAA